AUGCCCAACUCGACCUCUGUGACCGAGUUCCUCCUCCUGGGCUUCUCUGACACUCGGGAGCUGCAGAUCUUACACUUUGUCAUCUUUCUAGCGACAUAUUUGGCAGCCCUGGUGGGGAACCUGCUUGUUAUCCUUGUUGUAGCUACGGACCACCACCUCCACAGACCUAUGUACUACUUCUUGGCAAAUUUGUCCAUCCUUGACCUUGGAUCCACCUCCGUCAUUGUCCCCAAGUCCAUGGCCAAUUCUCUCUUAAACAGCAGGACGAUCUCCUAUUGUGGGUGUAUAGCCCAGGUUUUUCUCUUCUUCCUCUUUUGUGCAGCUGAUCUCGCAUUCCUCACCAUCAUGGCAUAUGACCGGUACAUUGCCAUCUGCAAGCCACUGCAUUACGAGUCAAUAAUGAACAAAAAAGCUUGUAUUCAAAUGGCUGCUGGUGCAUGGGUCAGUUGUAUUUUCUAUUCUGCACUGCAUACUGGGGGCACAUUCAGCAUACCCUUCUGCCGUUCCAACAUUAUCAACCAAUUUUUUUGUGAAAUCCCCCAGCUCCUCAAGCUGUCUUGCUCCGAUGCAUACCUCACAGAACUGGGGAUUCUUGUAUUUAGCAUGUGUUUAGUUUCCAGCUGCUUUGUUUUUAUCAUUGUCUCGUAUGUUCAGAUCUUACCUACAGUGCUGAGAUUGCCCUCUGAAGAGAGUCGCAAUAAAGCCUUCUCCACCUGCCUGCCUCACCUCAUUGUGGUCUCCUUGUUUGUGACCACAGGCAUCUUUGCCCACAUGAAACUGGCUUUGAGCUCCCCGACAGCGCUGGAUCUUUUUGUGGCAGUUUUGUAUUCUGUGGUUCCUCCAGUGAUUAAUCCAAUCAUUUAUAGCAUAAGGAACAAGGAGCUGAAAGCGUCUUUAUGGAAACUGCUCCAUAGGAGGGUAUUCGACAAUAAAAACAAAAUCACGCAGAACCUGUUUACUCAACACUGA
Molecule: messenger RNA, 969 nt
Organism: Alligator mississippiensis (American alligator)
Lineage: Eukaryota; Metazoa; Chordata; Crocodylia; Alligatoridae
Product: olfactory receptor 14I1-like
Exons: 1
Coding region: 1-969 (322 amino acids)
Biological process (GO): G protein-coupled receptor signaling pathway
Cellular component (GO): membrane
Molecular function (GO): olfactory receptor activity; G protein-coupled receptor activity; odorant binding
Source: RefSeq, a predicted model, not a curated record